Messenger RNA from Candidozyma haemuli, 3102 nucleotides. RefSeq names its product FG-nucleoporin (gene NUP60). Lineage: Eukaryota; Fungi; Ascomycota; Pichiomycetes; Serinales; Metschnikowiaceae. Gene Ontology annotation, cellular component: nuclear pore; nuclear pore nuclear basket. Gene Ontology annotation, molecular function: structural constituent of nuclear pore. The coding region runs from base 1 to 3102 and encodes 1033 amino acids. The transcript has a single exon. The record is from RefSeq and is a predicted model, not a curated record. Gene Ontology annotation, biological process: NLS-bearing protein import into nucleus; mRNA export from nucleus in response to heat stress; poly(A)+ mRNA export from nucleus.
AUGGAUAAUCGCAGGGUUCUUAAAGCCUACCAGGAGAGAGGAAGGGAGAAGGUGUUGCCUUACCCUUCGAAAGCAGGCUUGCUUCUGAAAAUGAAACGCUACAUCUCAGGGUCUUCCCUAUGGCAAGAUGGCUCUUCUGGCCUGAGAAACGCUUCUGCUGGUUCUUCUCGAGUUUCGUCCAGAACGGCAUCUAGAAAGCCUUCGGUUUCCCAGCCAAACGCCCAUUCUUCACGUCUUUUGAGCGAAUCGUUUGCAGCUACUUCAAUUACCAACCAGUCUAUGGACCAGAAUCCUGACCAAACCGCCAACGAGGUGUUAUCGAGCUUCUUUAAAGAUAAGGGUGACCGGCCUUUGUCUCAGAUAGAGUAUGAGGGGGUCAUGUCGCUCUUGGAAAAGUCAAGAUCGAACGUAACCUUGCCUUUGAACGAUACAGAGCAGCAUCCACACACAAGGAGAUCUCCCACGAGAGAAUCCUCUUUCAUCCAGCAUAACAACACUACCUUCUCCAACCAGCACGUGUUGAAGAAUACAAGCAUGUACGAUGGCUCAACGCCUGCCAACGCUACGUUUGCUGCUCCCGACUAUAGACCUCUGUACCAUAACUUCAACGACACCUCCAGGGCAGCUCCUCCUGUGAAGCGUGUUUACCAGUUUUCUGGCUUACCGUCUCCUUACCGUACCAGGAUACGUGCUCCAGGAUCAUCUCAGAAGAAAGCUAGACGAAUUGCUACCGAGGGCGAUAUCACGCCUUCUGCUUUGACUAUUCCAGAGUCCGAGACGCCCAAGCGCAUGAGCAACACAGCAAAUUCUCUUUUAUCUGUUUUGGAUAAUCAACUGAAGAAGGAAUCUUCCGACGUUGCUGUGGGUAGUUCAGAUAGGCCUCUUCAUAACCCAUACGCUAAGAAUAGAAGAAGAACAGCCAAGACUGCUUCCACUGAAGCUGCCUCGCUGAAUUCGAAGCCAUAUGGCACUGCUGGUGAUAUAAGCAAGACUGUUGCCUUCAACCAAGCAAAGGAAUUGGCAGAGUCUCCUGAAAAAGAGCAGAAAGACUCGUUGUUCUCAAGCCCUGCCAAGGAUGAGACCAAGACUGAUUCUAACGACAAGACAUCUAAUGGCAAGUCUUCUGCUCCAUUAUUCACCUUCAAGCCCUCAGACACUGAACCCGCUGAGAAGAAACCUGCAUUUUCCUUCAACCUCAAGAACUCUGAUAAGAAGGAUGAAGAUACUUCCAAAGAUAAGCCUAAGCCUGCCGCUAACGGUUUCUCCUUUGAUUCACAAAAACCUGCAUUCUCUUUUGGCUCCAAGACCGACAGCACGUCUGGUCUGAGCAAUAAAGACCUGAAGCCUCUUUUCGGUCUCAACCCUCCAAAGGAUUCUGAGUUUAAGCCUAGGGAAUCUGAAGAGAAAGAACUGACAUUUGCAUUACCCGAAAGCUCACUGACAGCUAACGGUGACUUAACCAAGGAGAAACAGAACGAAGUGAAUGACAGUAAGCCAGCUUUUUCAUUUGGGUCUAAACAAAACGGUAACGAGGGCUCGCUCUUUGGUCAGGCUUCAGGUGAGGAUAAGACUGGAUCUUCAUUAUUUGGCAACUCUGCCUCUAAUAAGCCUUCUACUGCAAGCACAGGGUUUUCUUUUGGCAGCAAGCCUUCUGCUGAUAUUUCGAAGCCUUCUGGCUCCCUUUUCGGCACAGCAGCUGACACUAAGACUGAAGGCGAGAAUGGAUCAAAGCAAUUCAACUUUGGCUCUUCUACAUCUCUUUUCGGUUCGAAGGAAAAGGCUUCUCCACCAAAGCCUGUGUUCAACUUUGGCGCUAAGGAAACCGAAGAGAAAGAAAACGAGGCCCAGGAGACAAAGACUUCUGAAGCCAAUCCUCCGGCAUUUUCAUUUGGAAGCUCUUCGAAGCCCAUUACUGCUUUCUCAGGUAGUAAAGACGAGACUGGCGAUCUGACUAAGUCUCUCUUUGGACAGAACGCAACAAAGUCCGACUCAACUGCCCCUGCAUUCUCUUUCCUUAAUUCGAAGCCAGAGGCUGAAAAGGAUGACGGAAAGGUAGAAGAGAUAGAGGAGGAAGAGGAAGAUAAGAAAGAAGAGAGCAACACAAAGCCGGCAUUUUCGUUUGGUGCUUCGACUGACGACAAGAGCAAAACAACAGCAAGGCCUGCUUUCUCUUUUGGUAAGAAGACUGAAGAGUCGACUGCUGAACCAGAAGCUUCUGCUACGCCCAAGUUCUCCUUCGGCAGUGCCCAGAAGACGAGUCAAGAAGAAGAGAAGAAAGCUCCGUUCAGUUUUGGAGCAGGGGAAAGUAAACCACCAGCAUUUUCUUUCGGUGCAUCUAGUGAAAAGAAAGAAGCUCCUUCGUUUAACUUCGGAGCCAAGAAGGAAACAACCGAGAGCAAUACCGAGAAGACAGCAGAGAAGGCUGCCCCUGCGUUUAGCUUUGGAGCAUCCCAAGAGAAUAAGGCUGCCCCUGCUUUCAGCUUUGGUAAAUCUGACGAGGCCAAGAAAGAAGCUCCAGCUUUCAGCUUUGGAAAGUCUGACGAGGCCAAGAAAGAUGCCCCAGCUUUCAGUUUCGGAUCCUCUGCUGAAAAGAAGGCACCAUCUCUUGACUUUGGUGGCAGCACCGAGAAGAAGGAAACUCCAGGUUUCAGUUUUGGAAAGACCGAGGAAAAGAAAGAUGCCCCAGCUUUCAGUUUCGGCAAACCUGACGAGAAGAAAGAGGCUCCAAAGUUCAACUUUGGCGCCCCAGCAAAGGAAGCAGACAAGGCGCCUGUUUUUGGCUCAACACCAUCUACCGAGACAAAGCCUGCUUUCAACUUUGGCAGCUCUACCGCCAGCAACGAUAAGCCAGCCUUCAACUUCGGCAGCUCCAAUACUUCCACCACCGCCAAACCCGCCUUCAACUUUGGUGCCAACACGUCCAGUGAUAAACCAGCAUUUAAUUUCGGCAGUUCCAAUACCCUGUCGCUCGGCGCUAAACCUACUGAGGACACCAAAGACAGCGCUGCCUCUGAAUUCAAAUUCCCCGAACUCCAAGGCACCAAGGUCACCGAAGCUGAACGUGAAGAAGCCAAGCAAUUCGAAAGCCUCUUCAAAUUUUAA